Brachypodium distachyon (stiff brome) is the source of this 1574-nucleotide messenger RNA. Its product is annotated as serine/arginine repetitive matrix protein 1. Lineage: Eukaryota; Viridiplantae; Streptophyta; Magnoliopsida; Poales; Poaceae. The transcript has a single exon. Bases 398 to 1312 code for a protein of 304 amino acids. The record is from RefSeq and is a predicted model, not a curated record.
AUCUCCCGUUAGCACUCCCCUGCUGCAGGUAUCAUUAUCGAUCUCUUUCCAUCUCCUCCCUUGUCUGCUUCCUCCCUUCUCCCGUUCUCCGACCUUAUUUAAGGCAUCGGCUACCCCUCUGACGGAGAAAAAAAAAUCGCCCCAUUGCCCGAACACCUGCCGCACCUUGGCCAACCAAUUUCCUUUUUCAAAGAAACCCACCCAAAUUUAAACAAACCCGAACGGAAAGGAGAGAGGAGAAAGGGAAGGGAAGGGCAGGGCAGGUGCGUGUGCGACUGCGUGCGCGUCGGCCGCUAGAAUUUAGCAGCCGCCUCGUUUCUCCCUCCUCCUCCACAUCACCGUGGACGCGCCCAUGGACCGCGCGGCGUUGUUGGCGAGGGAGAUGAGAUGAGAUGAGAUGGGCAUGAGGUGCAAGAGGCACCCGUUCCAGGCCGGCGGCGGCGUCUGCGCCACGUGCCUGCGGGAGCGCCUCUUCGUGCUCGCCGCCGCGCAGAACGACGCGUCGUCGCCGACGACGCCUGCUCCUCCUCCCCCGGCCGCUUCUGCGGCGGCGGCGGGGCCCCCGGCGUUCCCGAGGUCCGUCUCGCCGUACGUCUCCCGGAGGAAGUCGGACUCCUCCGGCGGCGCGCUCAGGAACCACCCGAGCCUGCUCUUCUUCCGGACGCCGCAGGUAGGGCCCGCCUCGGCCUACGGCGCCGGCGGCGCGCUUGAAGAAGGCGACAUCGGGUACGAGAAGCGCCGCGCCGGGAAAUUCUCCGUGCUCGCCACGCUCUUCGGCAACCACCAUCCCCACCAACAACACCACAACAGAUCGGAGGUCGACAAGGAUAAGGGAGGAAGCGGCAAUAAGGAGCGAAAGAGCCGUUCCUGGCUCGCCGGGAUCAUCCCGCGCCGCCGCAAGAAGCAGGCACCGGUCGCCGACGCCACCGCGUUACCCCCGUCGUCAUCGCCGCCGCCCAGGCGGUCCUGCCGCGCUGUCAGCAACCGGGGCCUCUCGCCGGAGAGGGGUAGCCACGGCAGCGGCGAGGAGAGCAGCUCGCCCGCGGAUCCCCCUUGGCGGCCGUUUCCUUCCCCGAUGCGGAAGACGCCAUGCCGGCGGCGACAGACCAACAGCAUGCCGUCGGGGCUGGCCGUCUGCCUCAGCCCGCUCGUGCGGCCCAGCCCCGGGCGCCGCCACCGCGCUGCCCAGCCACCGGACCCCGGGACGUUCUCCUGCGAACUCCGGCCGUCGCCGCUCCACAGCGUCUCCUCAGCCGCCAACGUUGCACGCUGCCGCUCGAGGAAGCUCGCCGACGCCGGUCGCUUCCGGUGAUCUUUUCCUUUUCUUCUUCCUUGUUUUUUUUUAUAAUCUUUUCUUCCCUCUCCUAUUAUUAUCACCUAAUCCCAAUUACUACCUCCUCCUUUUAGCUUUUGGUUUUUUGGGUGCAUUUUACAUUUUGUCCAUUUGUGAAGAAGAGUCUGCGAGAUUUCAUACUCCGAAAAUACUCCUUUGACAUAUAGGUUUACUACUGCUACCGCUUGCUAGCCGAACAUUUUGUGAGACUGUAACGAGCUGCUUGAUUGUUUGUUGUACA